AUGACUCUCGUACGCGACGAACUCAUCCAAAUAGCAAGCACCAAUCCAAUCCUCACGACCAUCUGCACCCUCACAGCAUGCCUCACCAUCACAUUCCUCAUCAUCCAAGAAAUUUUCAAACCAGUCGGAAAGCGACGCGGAUCGGGAGGAAAAAAGUACAAUCUGCCCCCCGGUCCUCGCGGGGUACCAUUAUUUGGCAGUUUGCUGGAUCUGAAAGCGACGCUUCAUGACCAUGAACGGAUAUCUUCCCUAGCGCAAUACGGCGAGAUGACCACCGUCCACCUAGGCAGCAAAACGUUGAUACUCCUCAACACAAACCGGGUGGUUUCGGAAAUAAUCGCCAAACGAGGGUCGCUGACAAACGGGCGCUCACCAAUGCCCAUUGCCAGCGGAAUCGUCAGUCGACAUGGCCGAUCGCUCAUUCUACCACCGGCGCAAUGGACGGAGAAACGACGGGUGAUGCACUCGCUGCUCAGCGGGACGGCACUGAGGCAAUACGGUUCUUGGCAGGAGAUGGAGAGUAGUCAGUUACUGGCUGAGAUGUUGUAUCAGCCGAGACGGUGGUAUCGGCAUCACUACCGGUAUGCGAAUUCGGUGGUGCAUCGGAUUGCGCUGGGGGAGAGGCUGGUCAAGUCUGGUGAAGAACUGGCCGAGCUGCAAGACGUUGUGACGCGGUUUGUUGGGAGUAUCGGGACGAGUUUGGUCGACUGGUUCCCGGAAUUGGAUGGAUUGCCGCGGUGGAUGCAGGUUUGGAGGGGGUAUUGGGAGAGGCUAGGGGAGUGGAAUUACGAGGUCUAUCGGUCGUGGUGGGUGCCUGUUAGGGAGAAGAUUGAGGCUGGGACUGCGCCGCCGUCGUUUGUGCGGGAUACGCUGCUUCAUAAGGAUACGAGGUUCAAGGGGGAUGACCAGGAGGCGAUGUAUGUGGCGAUGCAGUUGAUUGAAGCGGGGAGUGAUACGACGCGGGAGGCGUUGAAUAUCUUCGCCAUGGCGGCGUUGUGUUAUCCGGAUGUGUUUCGACGGGCUCGCGAGGACGUGGACCGAGUGUGCGGAGAUGCGAUGAGAUUACCAGGACUGAACGAUAUGGAGGAACUGCCAUAUAUCUGCGCGAUGAUCAAGGAGUUGCUGCGAUGGAGGCCUAUCUUUCGGUUGACUCCAGACCACACCUUGACGACGGAUAUGGAGUUUGAGGGAUACAGUUUCCCGACCGGGACAGGGUUUGUGAUUAACGAGAUCCCCGUUUGCAAUGAGUGCGAGGAUCCAGAGGAGUUCAAGCCUGAGAGAUGGUUAGAUGGACACGAAGCCGAUGCUGCGCAUGGAUUGUGGCAGUUUGGAGGAGGACGUCGGAUCUGUGUUGGAUAUCGACUGGCACAACGGGGAUUGUUCAUCAAUAUGGCCCGGUUGGUGUAUUGCUUCGACUAUGAAGGAACUGGAGAAUACGACUCGAUGAAGCUGAACCACCAUCGAACUGACGAACCCUUUCCAGUAAAGGUGACGGUGCGAAGUGAGAAACACGCGAGUUUGAUCGAGAACGACGCUGCAGAACUGGGCGUAUUGGAACUGGCCAAGACAGAGAUAUAG
Molecule: messenger RNA, 1578 nt
Organism: Aspergillus wentii DTO 134E9
Lineage: Eukaryota; Fungi; Ascomycota; Eurotiomycetes; Eurotiales; Aspergillaceae
Product: cytochrome P450
Exons: 2
Coding region: 1-1578 (525 amino acids)
Molecular function (GO): iron ion binding; monooxygenase activity; heme binding
Source: RefSeq, a predicted model, not a curated record